UGCACCAGCACGUGGCUGCCGGCGAACGGAAUCCUCUCCCUGAGCGGAGAGUCGGAUAAUGCCAUCCUGACGCUCGACAACGACGCCCUCUUCCAGGCACCGUGCCCAACCGCGACAAUACCGACAGUCUCCGUUGCGGUCCCGGAGAGCACCAGCACCGGCGACGGAGGCUCGAGCCUGACUCUCCAGGACCUCGGAGACGACGGUGAUGACGAUGACAGCCCGCAUUUUUCCGAUUUCCGGGACCCCUUCUACGCCUCGAGCUUUCCCAUCUGCUACGCCCUCGCAGCGACUACCGUUACCGCUUGGAUGCUCGUCAUCAUGCUCUUUAUCACGCCAAGGUCUUUCUUCGAUAGCGGCGUUGUCUACCUUGGCCGGCCCGGUGGCUUUACCAAUUCUUCUUCAGGGGGCGUCAAUAUCGGUGGGCGUCCGUGGCUGCAGAAGCUGGCCGCCUUGUCAGUUGCGAUAUCUCUCACGAUAGCCACGGCCGACACUUUCCGGAUCGCCAAAAUACAGUACAUAUGGGGCGUGCAGAAUGCCAAAGUGCUCCAGAACGAGGUCAUGGGGAGUACGGAGCUCAAGGCGAUCCGGGUGGUGUCCGACACCUUUCUUUGGCUCGCGCAGGCGCAGACGCUGAUCCGGCUGUUCCCGCGCCACCGCGAGAAAAUCAUAAUCAAAUGGGCUGCUUUUUUCCUCAUCAGUCUUGAUGUCAUUUUUAGCGCCCUCAACAGCUUUUUAUACUCGGAUCCGGACAGCAAUGGCAAUUCUAUGCCCAAAAGCUUUAGCCAUCCCAUCCCGGCGCUUAGUUACUUGUUUCAGCUGGCGCUUGGAGUGCUGUACGCUGCGUGGGUUGUGUACUACGCAAUUAUGAAGAAACGAUAUGCUUUCUACCACCCCUUGAUGAAGAACAUAAGUCUGGUGGCCAUCAUUUCUUUAGGAGCCAUAUUGAUACCAGUUGUCUUUUUCAUACUUGAUAUAUCGAAGCCUGAGUUUACAGGCUGGGGAGACUACGUGCGAUGGGUUGGUGCGGCAGCGGCCAGUGUGGUGGUUUGGGAAUGGGUGGAACGGAUUGAAGCUUUGGAACGAGAAGAGAAGAAGGAUGGAAUACUUGGAAGAGAGGUAUUUGAUGGGGAUGAUACGUUGGAAGUUGAUGCCGCAGACGUUCCCUGGUCACGGAAGAGAAGAGGAUACAAAGUAAACGGCGGGGAUGGUAGAGGCGUCAUCAUCACGGCGCGAGAGCAAAGACCAACUGAAGGCAACGGAUGGCCAGGGGUGUCAGUUAUCAGCAGUCGCCAUCGCGAGCGGGAACGAAAUACCGGCCGCGGCCGUGAUAUGAGCGAAACUAGUGGUGCAGAGGUGGAGAGGACAUCAGGACACAUUCUAAGACCGCCAGUUUGGCUCUCACGACCUGCUCCAGCCGUAACACCGGCCAGCAGGACCGAUACAACAAGUGCUGCCAGCACUGUGUAUGCGGUAAGAUAUCAGAGAGAGCACCCGCACCCGCAGCCCAGGCCGGAUAUUUCAAGAUCGGCGAGCCACAACCAAAGGCGCAGUCCUCCUGUGGAAGACGCGAUUUCGACAAACCUAGCACCUUCAUCCAUCUCUCCGGGCGAUUCUCCGGCAAGUCAUAUUGUGAUACAAGAACCAAGGGUACCGGAUCUGGAAGCGAAUUCUUCUUCUGGUGGUGGCGGUCGCUGGCAGACGCUGCUUCGUCGUGGAAGCCAUGACACCACGUCAACGCCGCAAUCUCCUAGAGCUUUUUCGGAUGCGCGGUCUGCUACUACUUCAAGAGGUCAUAUGGACACCAAUCGGUGGGAUAUAAGAAGCAGAUUGGAGGAGUUUGCAGCCAGCCAAGCAGAGAGGAUUCGAGAAAGGUUCCGGCCCACGACAGAUACGGAUAAUCUCCCCGUGAUGGUGAUACCGGCACCAGCACGGCGAGGCGCGGCACUGCAACAGGUUCUUGAGGAAGAA
Molecule: messenger RNA, 1971 nt
Organism: Trichoderma atroviride IMI 206040
Lineage: Eukaryota; Fungi; Ascomycota; Sordariomycetes; Hypocreales; Hypocreaceae
Biological process (GO): cellular response to pH
Cellular component (GO): plasma membrane
Source: RefSeq, a predicted model, not a curated record